GCCAAUCACAGCUGCCUUUUACCACUGCCCAGCAGUGCCACACACCAGUGCCCAUCAGCACCAUCCACCUGUGCCCAGCAGUGCCACACACCGCUGCACAGCAGUGCCACCCAUCAGUGCUGCCAAGCAGUGCCACCAGUCAGUGCCCAGCAGUGCUUCCAGACAGUACCAUCAGUCAGUGCCACCUAUCAGUGCCCAUCAGUGCCUCCUAUCAGUGCCCAUCAUUGCAGCAUCAUCAGUGCUGCCUCAUCAGUGCCACCUAUCAGUGCCCAUCAGUGCUGCCUA
Staurois parvus is the source of this 285-nucleotide messenger RNA. Lineage: Eukaryota; Metazoa; Chordata; Amphibia; Anura; Ranidae. The record is from the annotation of a GenBank genome assembly.